Messenger RNA from Stomoxys calcitrans (stable fly), 2054 nucleotides. Its product is annotated as glucose dehydrogenase [FAD, quinone]-like. Gene Ontology annotation, molecular function: oxidoreductase activity, acting on CH-OH group of donors; flavin adenine dinucleotide binding. Bases 1 to 1872 code for a protein of 623 amino acids. Lineage: Eukaryota; Metazoa; Arthropoda; Insecta; Diptera; Muscidae. The record is from RefSeq and is a predicted model, not a curated record. The transcript has a single exon.
AUGAAUUUUUUUGUGGUCUGGAUUUGCUGGCUGCUGAGCUGCGCUCCCCUAACUGGGGUGUCGGGGCAACAACCUACGACGAAUAUAUUGUCCUUUUUCUUCAAUCGGGUGCGCGAAGGCCGAGCCAUGUCCGACAUGGAGAAUAGUGAUAAUCAAGUGAAUCUACUCAAGAACUAUGAUUUCAUAAUAGUGGGCGCUGGUACUGCAGGCUGUGCCUUGGCCGCGCGUCUGUCGGAGAUAUCACAAUGGAAGGUUUUGCUGCUGGAAGCGGGGGGCCCCGAAACAUGGGCCAUGGAUAUACCCAUUGUGGCCAAUAUGCUGCAGGCCAAUCGCGAUAUUAAUUGGGCCUAUCGCACCGAACCCUCGGAGCACUACUGCUUGGGUUUGAAUGGGAAACGUUGUAACUUUCCCCGUGGCCGAGUCAUGGGCGGUUCGUCGGUGCUGAACUACAUGAUCUAUACGCGUGGCAAUCGUCGUGACUAUGACACCUGGGCCCAGCUGGGCAAUGAGGGGUGGAGCUAUGCGGAGGUUUUGCCCUAUUUCAAGAAACUCGAAGGCUCUCUAGUGCCCAAUGCCGAGGCAAACUAUGUGGGACGCCAAGGCCCUGUCAAGGUGUCCUAUGCCAAAUGGCGCUCUAGCAUAGGCAAAGCCUUUGUAAAUGCCGCCUUGCAAAAUGGCAGUCAGUAUGUGGACUACAAUGGCAAGCAACAAAUUGGGGUGUCAUUUCUGCAGACCACCACCGAUCAGGUGUACAGAUGGAGUGCCAAUCGUGCCUAUCUCUAUCCCAUAAAAGGCAAACGUCCCAAUCUUCACAUACGCAAGUAUGCCAUGGUAACCAAAGUCCUAAUUGACCCCUUCACCAAGGUGGCCUAUGGUGUUGUGUUCGAGUCGCAGGGUCAAUCCUUUGAGGUGAGAGCCCGCAAAGAGGUGAUUUUAUCUGCAGGCGCCAUAAACACUCCCCAACUUUUAAUGCUCUCAGGCGUGGGGCCCGCCAAACACUUGCGAGCAGUUGGCAUCGAGCCUUUGGUGAAUUUGGCUGUGGGUUACAAUUUACAGGACCAUGUUGCCCCAGCACUGAAUAUCAUAACAAAUGCCACUACCAUGCGUUUGGGAGACUUUUUCGAUGUGGACCAACUGCUGAGACUGGAAACACGCGAUAGCAAAUUUUCUUUGGCCGGCUCUGUUGAGACCAUAGCCUUCUAUGACAUGGAGCCUUCUGGAGCGGCUGAUGGUUGGCCUGACUUUGAACUCUUCAUGACCCCAGGAGCUUUGAAUGAAAAUCCUUUCCUAGCCUCAGCCAUGGGCAUUAAGGGUGAUGUAAUGCAUGCCCUCUAUGAUGAUGUGUACCGCAACAACUUCAAUACCUUCCUGAUAUUUGCCAUGCAGUUGCAAACUCGCAGCAAGGGUCGUAUUAUACUGCGUAACAAGGAUCCCUUACAGCAUCCUUUAAUAUAUCCCAAUUACUUUAAGGAUCCCUAUGACCUUGAGGUAUUGCUGCAGGGUCUAGAGAAAAUAAUCAGCCUUUUGGAUAUGCCAGCUAUGAGACGCAUUGAUGCCAAAUUGCUGAACAGCACAUUGCCACAGUGUCGCCAAUAUGCGGACAUCACCUCACGAGCCUAUUUGGAGUGUUAUGCUCGUCAGCUGACCUUUACCAUAUAUCAUCAAGCGGGCACUGCUAAGAUGGGACCCAUAUCCGACAGGGAAGCUGUAGUGGAUCCUCGUCUCCGGGUGUAUGGCAUAAAACAGCUAAGAGUGGUGGAUGCCAGCAUAAUGCCCAAACUGGUGGCGGGCCAUCCCAAUGGUCCUGUUUUUAUGAUAGCCGAGAAAGCAGCCGAUAUGAUAAAAGAGGAUUAUGGUUUUUUGAGACAUUGAUAAGGGAUUGAUGACAAAACGAACAAAAAUUUCGAAAAUAAAAAAAGCGAAUAUGAAUUUGGUAAAAAUUUGCAAAAGCACAAAGGGAAAAAAUACAAAAGCAAUAAAAUGGAAUGGAAUUGUACAAAAAAAAAAACUUAAAAUGUGAAACACAAACUACGAAAACUGGUUAAAAAAACACA